AGUGAACACCUUGCCGCGGCCGACUGCGAUACCGAUACGAAAGGAGACUCCGUCGCCUCGCAACGACGUAAAAAAACGAAAACAAAACAAAAUCGCGCACGUGAAGAAUUUUUCGAGGGAUUUUGUUGGUUUUUUCGCCGGUGCUGUAUACAAACAAACAACAAUUGUUUUGAUGUGCUCGAUUUGUUCAGUGGGUGUCGAGUUGCGGUAGUUGUUGUUAAUAUGCAUCAGAUACGUCUCGAGAAAGUAUUAGGAGUAACAGUCUCAAAUAAUGCUGCUUUGACAAGUGAUAAUACUGGAAUAAUUGCCUAUCCAGCAGGAUGUACCGUGGUCCUCUUUAACACAGUAACCGAGCGACAAAGCCAUAUAAUAAAUGUCAAUAGAAAAACAAUAACCUCUCUAGCUUUCUCGUCAUGUGGAAGAUACAUCGUAACAGGAGAAUGCGGUCACCAACCCGCGGUGAGGGUUUGGGAUCUGCAAUCGGAUCUUCAAUCGCAACAUCCAGGCUUGACCCCGCAACCUCAGCAAAUUGCCGAAUUUUUGGGCCACAAAUACGGCGUCAACUGCGUUGCGUUUUCACCAACCACAAAGUACGUGGUGAGUAUAGGCACGCAACACGACAUGAUUGUGAACGUUUGGGACUGGAAGAACAAUAUCAAGGUGGCUAGCAACAAGGUCAGCACCAAAGUGAAGUCAAUCGCGUUUGCCGACAACGGAAGCUAUUUUGUUACCGUAGGAAAUCGACACGUCAAGUUUUGGUACCUGGAGCAGGAAAAACGAAAGUACAAGGAGGCGGUGCCUUUGAUGGGCAGAUCGGCCAUCUUGGGUGAGCAACGGAACAACUAUUUUUGCGACGUUGCCUGCGGUAAGGCCGACAGCGGCGAUAGCACCUACGCCAUCACUAGGUCGGGGUUGCUGUGCGAGUUUAACAACCGACGCCUGCUCGAUAAAUGGGUGGAACUGAGGACGUCGUCGGCCAACUGCAUUGCGGUGGGGGAGAAGUACAUUUUCGUCGGCUGUGCCGAAGGUAUCAUCCGAUGUUUCGAUCCGCAGCUGAGGUUUGUCACCACUCUCCCCAGAACGCAUUAUCUAGGGGUGGACGUCAGCUUGGGAACCAACAUCACUCACAUGGGUUCGUCUCCGGACAACGCAAAGUACCCGGACGCGGUUGCGCUUACCUACGAUGAAGCCAACUCGAAAUUGACGUGCGUCUACAACGAUCACUCGAUCUACGUGUGGGACGUGACGAGUAUACGGCGCGUGGGUAAAUCCCACUCGUUCCUCUUCCACUCGGCGUGCAUCUGGGGCGUGGAGACCGCGCCGUCCGGCAGUCCGCUGCCGGACGGCACGUUCCUCACCUGCAGCAGCGACGACACCGUCCGCUUUUGGUCGCUAGACGCGCCGGACAACGCGUCGAAGAGCGUCUUCCCGCAGAACAUUUACAGCAAGGAAUUGAUGAAGGUGCUCUACAUCGACAAGGAAUUGGCGUACCUCAAGGAUCUGGACAUAUCGGGGACGACCAACAACGAAAAAACUCAAGAGAGUUCCUCUUACGACGGUAGAAACGGAGUCAGAUGCAUCAGGAUCAGCCCGGACGGUAAAAGUCUGGCAUCCGGCGACCGAUCAGGUAACAUUAGAGUCCACGAGAUGGCUACGAUGAAGGAAACCUUGAAAAUCGAGGCUCACGAUGCGGAAGUUCUGUGUUUGGAGUACUCUCCGAACGACCCGAGCUUCAAUCUGAUGGCCAGCGCCAGUCGAGACCGGUUGAUACACGUUUUCGAUGUUAAACGCGGGUACGACUUUGUACAAACUCUUGAUGACCAUUCUUCGUCUAUAACAGCGGUAAGGUUCUUGAAGAACACGAAAAACCUGCAAAUGGUUUCGUGUGGAGCCGAUAAAAGCUUAAUUUUCCGGUCUUUAACGGAGUCGGACAACGGUAAGGUUCCUCAGUUCGUUCGAGACCACAACGCGUCGGGAAAGACCACUCUUUACGACAUGGAGGUGGACACCGGACAAAAACACGUUCUGACAGCCUGUCAAGACAGAAACGUCCGAAUUUAUAGCGUCAAUAACGGAAAACACACGAAGAGCUUCAAGGGGAGCAGCGGAGACGAAGGAACGUUAAUAAAGGUGGUUUUGGACAGAUCGGGUAUAUUUCUGGCGACGUCUUGCACCGAUAAGUCGCUAUCGGUGUACGAUUACUAUUCGGGCGAGUGCAUGGCAACCAUGUGCGGCCAUUCGGAGCUGGCAACGGGGCUCAGGUUCACCAACGACUGCAGAAGACUGAUAUCCGCCAGCGGAGACGGGUGCAUUUUCGUGUGGCGCGUUCCGCACGACAUGGUGAUAACGAUGCACGCGCGCCUCACGCAGCAGGCCAUGCGUUUGGGGAAGCCCCUCGACACCCGUAGCCUAGGCAACCGAACCGACGACGGCGACGCGGACGCCACCACCGACGCCAACUACCGAUUCAGUAUCGGUCAGCUGCCCAAGUGGGCCAAGAGGCAGUUUACUGAGGAGGGAACGGCACCACCGCCUCAGAACAAGAACGUGGCUGCGCCAAAGGGGCGCUGGGCGCAAAGGGCGGAAACCACUCUGGGCGCCAAAUCAGGGGUGUACAGUAUAUCGCCCUUUGCAUCCAUAGAUAGAAGACUGGAUGGAUCGGAUGGCUCUAAAGACAGCUCUCUAGAUAGUGGUACAGACCUCAAAAACUAUUCGGAGUUUAAACGGGAAAUCCAUACAGCAACUUCUAUGCAGAAGUUUUCGAACGUAACACUGCGCAGCGAUACGCGCAGAAGCAUAAUGACCGACGACAGUGCAAUAGGUGACGUGGAGUCCACUGCGCAUGACGGCGACAUAGAUUCCGAUAACGAAUACCGAUACCGACCUCUCUAUUAUCCAACGCAAGCCGAUUCUGCAAGUGGAAGUGAAUUUACCGUCACGAACAUGGACCAGGACGAGCUGAGAAAAUCGCAACGGAAGAAAAAACCUCCCACGAUUAAUUUAACUGCGGCAAACGUUCCUUACGGUAGCAACGAGUCAGACGAAGACGACGACGAUGCCUCCACGCCUAGCGGAGACAACACCGACCGAAACCCCAUGUCCCUUCUGUCCGUCAGUUCGGAGUCCUUGGAUCACCUGGUCAGUCGCGAGAAGUACCUUCAGUCGACGUUUGAAAGCAUGAGCGGGGCCGAAAACGAACAAACGCCCACCAAUAAGACGUCGAUAUCCUCUAAGUUCCUGCGCACGGGUGAGCGCAAUGUGGAAGCGAUAAACGCGGUGAAAAUGACGAAGAACGAUCCGGACGCGAUGCGGACGAGGCAGGAACUUCACAAGCGCAUCGCCGACACCAAAAAGAAGCUGGAAAGUGUCGGCCACGGCAGUCCGCUAAAAUACAGCCAAUCGAUACACGACCUGUCGCACAUCCCGGUACGCGACACCUGGAACAACAAAAAACAAGGUAACGACGACGUAACGACAACUACUAACACUCCCGCGAACACUAACCACCACUCUAAUAACGAUUACCCCUACCACUACCACCACAACGACGAUAACAGCGGCAACGUCGCGCAGAGCUCGAGCGUCCCAAAUAAUUUGCAACUCUGCGGCUGCUUGAUGCAAGACAUCGAGCGAAACACCACUCACUUGAGUAACAUUUUGAGUUUGAAGAGUCCGGAGAGGACUCUGGACGAUCUGAUUCGACCUAGAAAGUUGAAACUAGACAAAACCUUGGCCAAAUACAAGUUGAACAAAAGUCUGCCUGUAUCGCCUGUAUCCGAAGAACGGCAGUUCUCCGACUACGCAGACUCCAACAGAAAGUCCUUCAGCUACUUUGUAGAUCUGCAGGAUACCGAUGCAAGCUUCAAAAAAGUUUGCAGCGACAUCGAGCAGUUCUCGAAAGAUUUCAGCGUUAAAUACGACCAAAUAGCUUCGAACGUUGAAAUUGAUGAAGAGGACGGUAAUUUUAGCUCCGACUCGUUGGAGGAUUACAGUUUCCGAUCCGUGAAACAAAAGCCGUCCAAAAAACAGUCAACCCCGCGUCGGUGUAUGUCGAACAACGAAAUCUACGCCCUCCUAACCGAAGACCCCCCCACCAAAAGCGAAAGCUUCUACUUGAACCAACACAGAACUUCUCAGGACAGCAUUCUUUCCGAUGAUAACCUAUUGGACUGUGAUAACAAAAGUCGCUGCACUUCAAUGGAAAGCAUACUGUCCAACGAGAGCGAUUGCAAGAGCGCACCACUGGAAGUGCUCUUCAAUAAACCAGAAAGAAUGCUGCACUCGCAGAGCGUACCGAAAAAUUUGCUGCUAAGUCAAAGCGUACCGAAAGAGUACACAUACGACCCGUCGCUCUACAACUACAACUACUACGACUUGGACAACAUAGAAGGGGAUUUUAAGCGAUCAAAAUCAUUGUACAACCCCAGCACUUCAACUACAAAGUCCAAUCUCAGAUCAUCGCAGACGCAAACGGACUUUGUUGCUCCCCUCGUCAAAAAAAACGUCAGCGCGGACUUUCAAAGGAAGCUGCUCAAAUUCGAGAGUACCAUAGCUCAAAGCGACAAGAAACCUGUGGCUUUCUUCAUCGAGAAUACAAGCAAGGAGAACGUUCCGAUGAACAUGUACAUACCGAGUUUAGCGAGCAAGAACAAGCAGUACAAAAGCAAGUAUUGCAACGUCUUAAACAAUAAGCCCGAGUUCAACAUGGAGAUAUACGAGGAGAGCGGCAAUUACAGCGUCAAUUUCGAGAAAACCAAGCAGAAGAACAAGGUGAUUCAGGAGACGUCGAGUUUGGAUCGCCAUUUGUUCGCCAAGAGUCUCUUCACGAGUGAAAAAAUUACCCAUAAACCGCCGAAGAGUGUUAGAAGGCACAGCUCGAAAACUAAAAAAACCAAAACCAGCUACGAGUACGUUAAAAAAGAGGAUUUCUACAGCAACAAGAAGCUUAACAACGCUCUCGACGAAAAGACCAUAGAGUUCAGCUAUAAGGAGAAAAACAUCGAAACAGAUUUGGAGAUGUCGAACAGGCAGCAAUCGUCAAUAUUAAACGAACUGUACGACUCUUUAGACAAGAAUAUAUUCAGCAGCAAAAACGAUUUAGACUCACUGGAGGUUAACUUGAACACAGGGGGGGCAGAUGAUAAAAUCUACGACUCCCUAGAAUCCAACUUGUGGAGUAAAACAUCCACGAUGAAGAUCAAAAAAACCCCGGAUAACAAAAUACAACUAGACUUGGAAAACAUCAAGAUCCUCAACGAGAUCCAGAGGAAGAUCCAGAAAAUCAACAACCUAAUCGACGUCUUUAAGAAAAACGUUACAUGCGGAAAAGUGCGGGCUCUCUCGAGCUUGUACGAGAGCCUUCACAACUCUCAAAGCUACUACAACGACUUGACCAAACUUCAAACGACCCCCAUCAAAUUUCGCCGCAGAAACUUGAGCCUGCCUUCGUUUGUAGAGCGCCGUCUCAACUUCGACACCAAACCGUCGAACGUCAACGUCAGGGUCGGCGAUUCCGACGAAGGUACUCGAGCAUGCGCACCGCGUCGCUUGCGCUGUGCUAUGCUCCGCAGCUCAAAGUCCCACCACGCGACCGCGUACGGAACGCGGUCUUUCGAAAAUUUGGCGUUUAAGGCUUUUCAGGUUGUGUAUCUGUCAAAGUAUAGUCGACGAAAGAAAUAAUAUUAUGUUCAGGCGUUAAAAAUGUAUAAAUCUUUAUAACAUUACAAUAACAAUGGAUGGUUUAAGAAUUUAAGAAUAUAAUACUGCAUUAAAUGAAAUUCUAAAGUGCAUGGUGCCAAAUAAGUAAUAUUUUUGUGCAUUUAGACCAAAUAUCUGGUUUUCUCCAUAA
Brassicogethes aeneus is the source of this 5848-nucleotide messenger RNA. The record is from the annotation of a GenBank genome assembly. NCBI's taxonomy places the organism in Eukaryota, Metazoa, Arthropoda, Insecta, Coleoptera, Nitidulidae.